Cyclocybe aegerita is the source of this 1884-nucleotide messenger RNA. NCBI's taxonomy places the organism in Eukaryota, Fungi, Basidiomycota, Agaricomycetes, Agaricales, Hemipholiotaceae. The record is from the annotation of a GenBank genome assembly.
AUGGACGAUGCCCCUCUCCACUACCUUAUUAAAUUCCAACUCCUUCUCCAGUGGCCUGAUUGUGUUAUGAGAUUUCGCAUCCAAACCCAUGCCCCAUUACCCGACGUAAAGGCCUGGUUUGUCCCUGACGUCCAGAACGUGCCAGAAUUUAUCAUCGACCUCAAAAAAACGCUGUGUCGGCGCGUCCAGCCACUGAAAGACAGACACUAUCAUGGAAAAGACCUUGUUCUUCUGCUGGAAGGAUUUGAACUCUUGAACGACAGCCCGUUCGAUGCUGUGAGAGAUGGAGAUCUUGUCACCGUCAAACUAUCGCCUUCUGUGCAAGAUGAGGACGAGAAUAUGGACAUUCAACCCUCAGAGGUACCACAACAAAGGAAACGCAAAAGGUCUCCUGAACAAACAGCGUCAACGUCGGCCAGGCCUGUGCGGCCACCUGCUGUCCAGCCAGUGUUGAAGAAGGCACUCGUCGAAUCUUCGUCUGACUCCUCUUCGGAGGAAGAUAGCGACACCGAAUCAGAUUCAUCCUCCACAUCAUCCACGUCAUCCUCCUCAUCCUCUUCUACAUCAACCUCAUCGGAUUCGUCCUCUACCACCCCCUCCUCGCCACCCAAACCUCGGUCAUCGAACGCCGUUGUCGAAAAGCCUGCAUCGACAAAACCUACACCAGCUGCGCCAACAGGCGCUGCAAGCACAGUUCAUGUCCCACCAGGACAAGGAAAGGCUACCACCCACUCACGGAACGAGCGGAGGAAGAAGAAGCGAGAGUUUGAGAAGCUUGCUCUUGCACCGCCAAAAGGUCUUUCCGAGACGAACACCAUACCUCUUGGGACCUCUACUGUACAGAAGGAUGGUUCCCCUCCCUCUUCCUCUGCACAAGACCGAAGAGACCUUGAUGGACCUGCCCCGGACGUUGCCGGCACGUUGAAUAAUGCCUUCCAGUCCAAUGCGUCAGGCCCUCAAUAUGAACAACAGCCCCAGGAGAGUCAGCUGAAUGACAACAGCGAAGCGGCUCCCACAUCGGGCUACAUCACACUCGACCAAGUGGCGAUGGGCUCACUCAGAAACAAGAACAAGAAGAAGGGGUUCAAGCUCUCGAUGAAUGCUCCAAUCCCUCAGAAGAUCAUUUUCAACGCUGAAGCUGGACCUAGUAGUCUUAGCUCUUACAGCACGACUGAAUCUGGAACUCCUACGAGUUAUGCUCAAGCCAUCGACUACCUGAGCACUAGCGGCCCUACCCAUCCGAUACCCCCAGCCACUAGCCAAUGUCAAGCGCGCCUCGUUCCACCAUCAGAAAUUCAAAAGCUCGGCCUCCUUCCUCCCAACAUGUUCGUGAUGUCCGUUGACGUUGAAGCAGGCGUGUGGGACGACCCUUCCACCAGUAGGAAAUCAAAACGGAACAAUAGGAAGAAUAAGAGCCGGGCCCAGAAAUAUUGGUACGGUCAUGAGGAGGAACAAGUUUCAGAGGAAUAUUCGUAUGGAGAACAAGGAGAUGGAGGUGUCGGUGCUGUUGAGCAGGAAGCGGGUAAGAACAGCUGCUUUGACUGGAAUCGAGCCGAUAAAGUCUGGGAGAACUGUGCGGCUUUACAAAGCGUCGAGCAGCUAGCUGUAGGGAAUUUAGUGGGCUGGAAGGCAUUGGACAUCAACCCGAAGACCUUUUCACCAGAGCUGAUGCUCUCGGUAGGCCGGGUUGCUUCGAUUCUUCAAGAUACAACGCCAAAAGUCACAGUAAGGCAACUCAUUCGUCCAACGGAGAGCGAAGCAGCGCUUGCAUUUGGCCUAGGUGGAGGCACGGCGUCGGAAGGUGGCGUUGAAGAUGGUGAACCGGAGUUAUCCUGUGCAUGGGACGAGAUUCUGCAAGCCGGAUGGAAACUCAUUGACUUGUAA